Messenger RNA from Sporothrix brasiliensis 5110, 600 nucleotides. RefSeq lists its product as uncharacterized. The transcript is spliced from 2 exons. The record is from RefSeq and is a predicted model, not a curated record. Gene Ontology annotation, biological process: ribosomal large subunit export from nucleus. Gene Ontology annotation, cellular component: nucleolus; preribosome, large subunit precursor. The coding region runs from base 1 to 600 and encodes 199 amino acids. NCBI's taxonomy places the organism in Eukaryota, Fungi, Ascomycota, Sordariomycetes, Ophiostomatales, Ophiostomataceae.
AUGGGCAAAAAAGCUCCCUCAAAACACUCCCGCGAAGCCCGUCGGGCUACCUCGCCGGGCAUCGACCUCGACAAGUCGCUGAAGAACGCCAAGCCGCCGCAAACAUCGGUCGACUUCCGGCCGUCAAUCCUGGGCAUUCACCAAGCGGCGGGUGUCUCGAAGCGGGUCAAGAAGCAGGGCCGCAAGGCCGUGCUGAGCGCCAAGGCACGGCGACGGCAGGAGCGCGGCCUGGACAUGGCGGCGGCGGUGAUGGAGCGCACCGCGCAAAAGGUGCAGCGCAGCAAGUCGAGCGCACGGACGAUCCAGAGCCGGAGCAAGGAGUGGACGGAGAUCAAUAAGGCGGCGGAGCGCGAGGUAGGCUUGGCCGGCAAGAAGAAGCAGCAGCUGGGCAUGUUUGGCGCGCUCGCCAGCGGUGACGAUGACGACGAGGACGAGGACGACGGCUUCGAAGACGUUGACAGUGGUGAUGAGGCGGUGCGUGCGUUCUACGGUGACGACGACGAGGGCCUGGACGCAAACAUGGACGAGGCAACGGCCGCGCAGUCGAUCCCGGCGUCGGUGCCACUGGCCGCGCUGGCCAACGACGACGACAUUCUGUGA